Sorghum bicolor (sorghum) is the source of this 966-nucleotide messenger RNA. Its product is annotated as probable glutathione S-transferase GSTU6. The record is from RefSeq and is a predicted model, not a curated record. Gene Ontology annotation, cellular component: cytoplasm. Gene Ontology annotation, molecular function: glutathione transferase activity. The transcript has 2 exons. Lineage: Eukaryota; Viridiplantae; Streptophyta; Magnoliopsida; Poales; Poaceae. The coding region runs from base 116 to 823 and encodes 235 amino acids. Gene Ontology annotation, biological process: glutathione metabolic process.
AAAUCAGAUCACGACCGAAUCCUGAUGUUCGCAGAACGGAAGGAACACUCACACACUCCUCCAAACAAAGACCAAAGGAACUCUAGAAUACUCUCACUCACUCACAGCAAAACCAAUGGCAGCACGAGAAGCCAACGAAGGCCAAGAGCUGAAGCUGCUCGGCGUGUGGUCGAGCCCGUUCGUUAUCAGGGCCCGCGUCGCGCUCAACCUCAAGGGCCUCGCCUACCGAUACGUCGAGGACGACCUCAACUGCAAGAGCGAGCUCCUCCUCGCCUCCAACCCCGUGCACACCAAGGUGCCUGUGCUCCUCCACGACGGCAGGCCCGUCUGCGAGUCCCGGGUCAUCGUGGAGUAUGUCGACGAGGCCUUCCCGGCAAACGGCCCCCGCUUCCUCCCCGCCGACGACCCAUACCGCCGCGCCGUCGCUCGCUUCUGGGCCUCCUACGUAGAUGACAAGCUCUUCACCACCUGGAUACCCGUUUACAACGGCAGGACGAGCGAGGACAGGGUCGAGGCGGCGAGGCAGGUGGUGGCCGUCCUGGAGAAGUUUGAGCAGGCGUUCGAGGAGUGCUCCGGGGGCAAGGCGUUCUUCGGCGGGGACGCCGCCGGCCUCGUGGACGUCGUGCUAGGCGGCUUCCUCGGGUGGCUGCGCGCGUCCGAGGUGAUGUGCGGCGUGAGGGUUAUCGACCCCGCCAAGACGCCGCUGCUGGCGGCGUGGGCGGACCGGUUCGCCGCGCUCGACGGCGUCAGGGAGGUGAUACCUGACGUGCAGAGGCUGCUGGAGUAUAACAAGAUGAGGCGGGCUCGCAGGGGGCUGCCAUAGCCCAUAGGUGUGCUAGGCCUUGGGCCAUCUAUCUGCCUGCAUUUAGUCAGUCAACUCUAAGAAAAACAUGCAUGUCUUCCAGACAUUUCAAUUGAGAAGCAAGCGAUUGCUUUCGUGCUGAAGAUGCUGCAAAGUUUCUCUUU